AUGAGCCCUUCUGAGCCUGUCGCCACACAACAGCAGCAGCAGCAGCAGCAGUCCGACCCUCCCGCAAAGCGAAUCAAGACCACCUCUGACGACGCUCCCGUCCCCGCCGCCAUGGAGCCCUGCCCGCCUCUCCAGGUCAAAAAGCUUUCGGACAAGGCUCGCCUGCCUACUCGCGGCAGUCUCUACGCCGCAGGCUACGAUCUCUACGCCGCCAAGGCCACUACCAUCCCCGCGCGCGGCAAGGCCCUCGUCAGCACCGAUAUCGCCAUCUCCGUCCCUGCCGGCACUUACGGCCGCAUCGCCCCCCGCUCCGGUCUCGCUGCCAAGAACUUUAUCGACACGGGCGCCGGUGUCAUCGACGCCGACUACCGCGGCGAGGUCAAGGUCCUCCUCUUCAACCAUGCCGACGCCGAUUUCGAAGUUGCCGAGGGCGACCGCGUCGCCCAGCUCGUCGUCGAGCGCAUAUUCACCCCCGAGAUCGUCGAGGUUGCGGAGCUCGAAGAGAGCGUGCGCGGCGCUGGCGGCUUCGGCAGCACGGGCGUUGCUCUUGCGUAG
This is a messenger RNA of Colletotrichum higginsianum IMI 349063, 555 nucleotides long. RefSeq names its product Deoxyuridine 5'-triphosphate nucleotidohydrolase. Gene Ontology annotation, biological process: dUMP biosynthetic process; dUTP catabolic process. The transcript has 2 exons. Gene Ontology annotation, molecular function: magnesium ion binding; dUTP diphosphatase activity. Bases 1 to 555 code for a protein of 184 amino acids. The record is from RefSeq and is a predicted model, not a curated record. Lineage: Eukaryota; Fungi; Ascomycota; Sordariomycetes; Glomerellales; Glomerellaceae.